This is a messenger RNA of Orycteropus afer afer, 4906 nucleotides long. RefSeq names its product centlein-like. NCBI's taxonomy places the organism in Eukaryota, Metazoa, Chordata, Mammalia, Tubulidentata, Orycteropodidae. Gene Ontology annotation, cellular component: centriole; centrosome. Gene Ontology annotation, biological process: centriole-centriole cohesion; protein localization to organelle. The record is from RefSeq and is a predicted model, not a curated record.
UGAUAAAGAAUUUGUUUGGUCUUUGUGGAAACGCCUCCAGGUGACAAACCCAGAUCUCACACAAGCAGUCAGUUUGGUUGUGGAAAGAGAAAAACAGAAAGCUGAAGCUAAAGAUAGAAAAGUUCUUGAAAUUUUGCAAGUCAAGGAUGCCAAAAUACAAGAACUGGAACAGAGAGAAUCAGGACUAAAACAGGAAAUAAAUGACCUUGUAAAACGGAAGAUUUCUGUAGAUGAAGAAAAUGCCCUCCUAAGGAGUGAAUUCAGUGACUUGCGAAAGAAAUUUAAAGAUAAAAGUCAUGAACUUAAGGACACUAAGGAGUGUGUACAAAAUAAGGAAGAGCAAAACAGGCUGGUUAUAAAAAAUCUAGAGGAGGAAAAUGAGAAAUUAAGUGCACACUGUACUAACCUGCUAAAUGACCUGGAGAAACUGAGGAAGCAGGAAGCACACUGGAGAAAAGAAAAAUACAGCACUGAGGCAAAAAUAAAGGCCUUCGAAGAUAAUUUAAAUGAAGCCAGGAAAGAAAUUGAAGUGUCACAGAGUAAAUAUAAUGCUCUGUCAUUACAAUUGAGUAAUAAACAAACUGAACUUACCCAGAAAGAUAUGGAUAUUACCUUGGUCAGGAAGGAGUUGCAGGAGCUGCAGAAUCUUUACAAACAGAACAGUGCGCAUACCGCUCAGCAAGCAGAGCUGAUCCAGCAGCUUCAGGUUCUCAAUAUGGACACACAAAAAGUACUGAGAAAUCAGGAAGAUGUUCACACAGCUGAAAGUAUAUCCUAUCAAAAACUUUACAAUGAGUUACAUAUUUGUUUUGAAACCACAAAAUCAAGUGAAGCUAAUCUCCGGCAAAGUGUUGUUAAACUUCAGCAUCAGCUAUUUCAAAUGGAACAAGAGAAUGCUAAACUAAAAGAAAAACUUAAGGAAUCCCAAGGAACACCUUAUUCUUUACCUCAAGGAAGCAAUUCAGACCACUCCCAAGAGGUAUCUCCGCGGGCAUCUUUCUCAAGCUUAGAAACCUUAAUGGUGUCACAGAAGUCUGAAAUUGAGUAUUUACAGGAGAAACUGAAAAUAGCAAAUGAAAAACUGUCAGAAACUAGCUCUCUCAAAAAGAGUGUCUCAGGCAGAAUCAUCACAAGUACUGAAGGAAAACAUAAGGAACCACCUGUGAAACGUUCAAGGUCUCUGUCCCCAGGGAAAUCCUUCACAGACUCAGAGCUGCUGUGGAAGCUGAGGAAAGCGGAAAGAAAGCUUGAAAGCUUACAGAAGACACUGCAACUAAAGAGCCAAGAAAAUGAUGAGCUAAGAGAUGCCCAUGAAAAACGCAAGAAAAGGCUACAGAUGUUACAGACCAACUACAGAGCAGUAAAAGAGCAAUUAAAACAGUGGGAAGAAGGCAGUGGCAUGAUUGAUACCAGAAAAAUCAAGAGAGCAUAUCCCCAACAACUUCGACAAGAAGAUUCUGAUGCUGUCUGGAAUGAACUGGCAUAUUUCAAAAGAGAGAACCAGGAGCUAAUGAUUGAAAAGAUGAAUCUUCAAGAAGAAUUGGAUAAACUUAAAGUACAUAUAUCUAUUGAUAAGGCAACAAUGCAAGAAUUAAAUGCAUGUAUGGAAGGGGAAAGAGAAGAACAACUUUUUAGACAUGGUGAAGAUGAUGGGGUCAAGAAGAGUACUCCAGAGAAGAAUGGGAAAGAAAUGUUGGAACAGACAUUACAGAAGGUAAUUGAAUUGGAAAAUCGCCUAAAAUCUUUUGAGAAAAGUUCGAGAAAAUUGAAAGAAGGGAAUAAAAAAUUAAUGAAAGAAAAUGAAUUCCUGAAAUCCCUCUUAAAACAGCAUGAAGAAGCAGCAGAAACCAGAGAACAAGAGAUAGAACAGCUACUGAAGAGGAGUAGAGAUGUUGAAAAAGAGAAAACUGAACUUCAGGUGAAAAUCAGUGAGCUGGAGAGAGAAGUCACUUCCGUAAGGAGACAAGUGGCAGAAGCUAAUGGGCUGAGAAAUGAAAAUGAAGAGGUGAUCAGUUCAGUGGAAAAAUCACAGGCUUCAGCAGACAAAGCUGAAAUGGCCACAGAAGUGAGUUCUGGACAAUACAGUUGUAAAACCACCACUACCAAGGUUAAAUUUAAAGGCGCCAAGAAAAAGUGCUCUGUGGGUUGCCACCACACUGUUCUCAAUCACUCCAUCAAGGUUAUGAGCAAUGUGUUUGAGAACCUCAGUAAGGACAGCUGGGAGGAUGUGAGUGAAAGCAGUAGUGAUACUGAAGCACAUACCUCUAAAAAUUUGGGAACAAUUAUUGUAGAAACAUCCCAGAAAAUAAGUCCUACAGAAGAAGGAAGAGACCAGAAACAAAGUGAUCAAGCAGAAGACAAUGAAACACAAGGGAAAGAAAUAAUACAAAUAUAUUCAAAUACAAAUGGGAAGACAUCAAAGGAUUCUUUUCAUUACAAGAAUGCCAAAAAACCAACUUUCCAAAAGAAGAAUGGUAAUACGCAAAAGAGUUCACAUACAACACUUCCUAACCGAGUUAACAGACAAAAGUGGAAAAGUAUAACUGCCCAGAAACCAUGUAGCAAUAUUAUUUUAUUACGAGAACGGAUUAUAUCUUUGCAACAACAAAAUAGUGUACUUCAGAAUGCCAGAAAAACCGCUGAUUUGUCAGUUAAAGAGUAUAAAGAAAUCAACGCAAAGCUCCUUCAUCAACAGCAAAUAUCUGAUCAAAAACUUCAGACAAGCCGGCAAACAAUAAAGAAGCUAAAUUUGGAUUUGGCUGAUCUUCGGAAAGAAAAAGAAGAUCUAUUAAAGAAAUUAGAGUCCUCUUCUGAAAUCACAAGUUUGGCUGAAGAAGUUUCUCAGAUAACAGUUCCACGGAUACAGGUUACAACAAUAGGCCCUUCCAGGAGCAUGGAUUUGGAAAUGAAGCAACUACAGUGUAAACUAAAGAAUGCAACUAAUGAACUCACUAAACAGUCAUCAAAUGUGAAAUCUCUGAAAUUUGAACUUCUAGCAAAAGAGGAACACAUAAAGGAAAUGCAAGAAAAAAUGUCUCGAAUGGAGAGGGAUAUAACUAUGAAAAGACAUUUGAUAGAGGAUUUGAAAUUUCGACAGAAAGUACACUUGGAAAGUAAUGAGACUAUUAAUGAAAUGCUAGAAAAUCUUGAAAAAAAGGUGAAGACAUUAACUGAAGAGUGUUCCAACAAGAAGGUAUCAAUUGAUUCACUAAAGCAAAGACUUAGUGUUGCUGUAAAAGAGAAGUCACAGUAUGAAGAGAUGUAUCAGAAAACUAAAGACGAGUUAGAGAAAAAGGAUCUCAGGCUUACUAUCCUGGCAUCGAAAGUAAAUGAGACUGAAUCUGCAAUGGCAGAAAUUGAAACAGCAGCAGCUAAGCAACUUCAAGGAUUAGCAUUGCAGAGUGAGCAGGUCCUGGAAGGUGCACAGAAAAAGUUGCUAUUAGCCAAUGAGAAAGUGGAAGAAUUCACCUUAUUUGUGAAGGCUUUGGUCAAAGAGUUACAAAAUGAUGUCCAGAUGAUAAGGCGACAAAUCAGAGAGCUUAAAAGAAUACAGAAGAACAGGGUUGCUUCUAAAACCUCAACCCACAAAGCCCAGACCUUGGCAGCUUCUAUCCUGAACAUUUCACGAUCAGACCUGGAGGAAAUACUGGAGACAGAAGAUGAAGUGGAAACUGAAAAAGCAAAGAUAGAUGCUGAAAAUGACAAGGAGUGGCUAUUGUACAUUCAGAAACUUCUUGAAGGCCAGCUUCCUUUUGCCUCAUAUUUACUAGAAGCAGUACUAGAGAAAAUAAAUGGAAAAAAGAAACUAAUGGAAGAGUAUUUCACAAUUAUGAAGGAUCUGAGAUGACAGUACAAUGAAGGGCUUUUUGCAAAUGUGAAAACUUUAUGUUGUGUGAUUGGAAAAACAUGCAUUGUAAUCCUGAUACAAUAUCUGCUCCAACUAUCAAUAGUCAGGUUCGAUACCAAAAUAAGAAGUCUCUGAAACUAAUUAAUUGCUGAACAAGUGAAACUAAUUAAGUGCACAGCCAUUUAAAAAGAAAUAGUGUAGCAUUUGAUUGUUGAAUACAAAUAUUGCCACAAAUCAAUGCAAUCUUAAAAAUGAUUUUCCUUUCAGAGCAUUAGAAGAAGCUUGAACAAGCCUGGCACACACAGAUUGGUCUGGUCUAAAAAGAAAAAAAAUGUCAACUGAGCAUUUAAUGUUUUAAGUUUGACAAACAAUCUAAAUUUUUUACAUGAAACUGCUAUAAUUUGCCUUAAAAUCCUAUGAGCAACACAUUUAUAUGGAAACAAACAAAAUGAAGCAUAACUUGAGCAUUUAAUAAAACAAGUGUGGUCCAAUUGUAUCUGUUCUCAUUGAUAUACUGAAUUAUAUAGAAGAUGGUGUAUUUUCCUACAACUAUUUGGCAAAAAUAAAAACGUUUUUUCUCUUUUUUUUAAUUCUCAGCACUUUGUGGAGUUGUGUGAGUUAGCAAGGGGUCACAAACCCAGUGUAUAAAAUUAAAUUAGAAUGAAAAGAACUCAUACUGUGGUCAACUAAUUAAAGUUAAUAUAUUAUCAAGCGUGUCAUACUUAUUUAGAUCCUUGAAUGUAGUAGUCAUACUCUCACCUCUGCAUUAUGCCACAUCUGUCUUUUUGUUCCACCAAUUCACCAAGAUUAUUUCAGCCUCCAGUUUUUGCCCUUUCUAGAACUUUCCUGCACUUAACUUUUCUCAGGGCUGGCUAUUUCUCAUCAUUCAGGUUCAGAUUACACCUUCCCGGAGAGAAAAAUUCCCUGGCCACCUUACUAUUUCCUUUCUAAAACAAAAUUACCUAGUUUAUUUUUCAAAAUUAUCUAGUUUAUUUUCUUGUUUAUUGUCAUUUUUCCCUCCCUACCCUUUAGAAUGUAGGUCUCAUAAGAUUAAGGCAA